CCUCGUAGCCCCGCCCCCCGCGGCCAUUCCGCAGCUGUGAUUGGCGGGCGGCUCCCGGUCCUCUCCCUCUCCCUGGCGGCGGAGGGCGCGCAGCAGCGGCGGUGCGCGGAGCGGCGCGGAGCCGCGGGUGGGGGCCGGAAUGAGCGAGCUGCGGCAGCGGCUGUGCGGGGAGCGGGAGCCUGAGGAGAAGUUGCAGGAAUCAGAGUCUGAGAACAAGCUGGAUGGAGAGACCGCGUCAGACAGCGAGAGCAAGUCUGAAUUUGGAGGAUCGCCUCCGGUGCCAACAUCAGAUGACACUCCAGAGGUCCUGAACAGAGCUCUCUCCAACCUGUCCUCAAGAUGGAAGAAUUGGUGGGUAAGAGGCAUCCUCACUCUGGCAAUGAUCACCUUCUUCUUCAUCAUCAUCUACUUGGGACCCAUGGUCUUAAUGACAAUAGUGAUGUGUGUCCAGAUCAAAUGUUUCCACGAGAUCAUCACUAUUGGCUAUAAUGUGUAUCACUCGUAUGACCUGCCCUGGUUCAGGACGCUCAGCUGGUACUUCUUACUCUGUGUUAACUACUUUUUCUACGGUGAGACUGUGACAGAUUAUUUCUUCACCCUGGUUCAGAGGGAGGAGCCCCUGCGAAUUCUCAGCAAAUACCACCGCUUCAUUUCUUUUGCCCUCUACUUGACAGGCUUCUGCAUGUUUGUCUUGAGCCUGGUGAAGAAGCACUAUCGCCUCCAGUUCUACAUGUUUGGAUGGACCCAUGUGACGUUGCUAAUUGUUGUUACCCAGUCGCACCUCAUCAUUCACAACCUGUUUGAAGGAAUGAUAUGGUUCAUCGUCCCGAUUUCCUGUGUGAUCUGCAAUGACAUCAUGGCCUACAUGUUUGGGUUCUUCUUUGGCCGCACCCCGCUUAUCAAGCUGUCCCCAAAGAAGACCUGGGAGGGUUUUAUUGGAGGGUUUUUUGCCACCGUUUUGUUUGGGUUACUGCUGUCCUAUGUGAUGUCUGGGUACCGGUGCUUCACUUGUCCGGUGGAGUUCAACAAUGACACCAACAGCUUCACAGUGGACUGUGAGCCAUCAGAGCUGUUCCAGCUACAGGAGUACAACAUCCCCUUGGUGCUGCAGUCCGUGGUGGGCUGGAAGACAGUCCGGAUGUACCCCUUCCAAAUCCACAGCAUUGCACUGUCUACUUUUGCCUCCCUUAUUGGGCCAUUUGGAGGCUUCUUUGCUAGUGGAUUUAAGAGAGCCUUCAAAAUCAAGGACUUUGCCAACACAAUCCCAGGGCAUGGAGGUAUCAUGGAUCGCUUUGACUGUCAGUAUCUGAUGGCUACGUUUGUGAACGUGUACAUUGCAAGCUUUAUCAGAGGUCCUAACCCAAGCAAACUGAUCCAGCAGUUCUUAACCUUGAGGCCAGACCAGCAGCUGCACAUCUUCAACACAUUAAAAGCUCACCUUGUCGACAAGGGUGUGUUGGGUGGUUCAGAGGAUGCGUAGACAGCCAGGAGAUCUGGAAUAGGACUGAAAAUGGACAAGCCUCCCCGUGGAAAUUCCUGGCUUGCCUGAUUUAAGACAAUAACAAGGCCUCAUUUCACUGUAACUUUUCUUCCUUUCUUGGUAAAUGUUUGCAUUUGUGUUUGGUUUUUUUUUUUUUUUUUUUUUUUUUACAUAUAUAAUAUAUUUAUAGAGCUUUGGUUCAAAUGAGCAAAUCUGAGUUUGUAGCUGGAAAGGAAUUAAGACUCGGAAGGAGUUGGGUGAAAUAAGAGGGUGCAACUGCCCUUGUGGUCGGUGCUUACUCACUGAUGCAGACGUGGGCAGAGCUGAACUUCGCCUGUGAGUGCUUCUAUGCAGGGAAUACACAAAGCAGUGUCCAUACAACCAGCUCUGCCUGCAGGAGCCAGCGGGGAAGGUGAAGCCACGCAGCUCCCCUGGGUGCUGUGCCACGCUGUGUUGGUGAUGGCAGCUCUGGAGACCUUAAUUUUCUCCAGUGGUAACUGUGAAUGUUCAUUUUCCUAGAAAGCCACAUACACACGCUCCUGUGUGCAGCCCCUUGGAGAUUCUGCAGGGCAAGCACAAGGCUCAAUUAGUUGGAAGAGGACCUUGUACUAAUCCAGCAAUAUUUCCUCUGCCCAGUCAGGCAUGUGUCUCUAUUUUUCACUUGCUGUUUCUGCCGGUGCUUCCCACAUUCUCCUCUUCUAGCUGAUAUUUUGGCUAAUAAGAUCUUUUUUAACCUAUUAAAUUGGAAAUUAACUGAGGGUAAGGGAUUAAGAAGCUGGUAGUUGCUCGUGGGAACGUGGGAGGUUCAGAUUGCUUCAAAACUGAAUCGAGUAAAAAGGUUUUAAAGAACAUCAGAGUUUCAUUGAGCAAAUCCUGCCAAGGAAAAACAACCUUGUAAAUAACUUGGUUUGUAUUUCCUCACUCAAAUAAUGUUUAAGAAACAUCAAACCACGCUUUUUUUUUUUUUUUUUUCCCCUCCAUUUCUUGAUGGUUGGAAACCCUACACUGGGAUAUUUUAGCUGAUUUGGGGAGCGGUUUCCAACUUGGUUUUGUUUCUGAAACGUGCAGGCUGGGGCUCCAGCACCCCACGGGUGCUGUCAGCUGGCUAUUUCAUUUUUCUUUCAGGGAUCAUGUCUGUCUCCCGUUUGUUACUUGAGUUCUAGACGUUGUGCUGCUGAGUUUUACCACGGUCUGUGUUGCAUUUCAGUCUGGGUUCAUUUACCUGCAGGCUUCUGUCCUGCUUCGCUCGCUAAAUCUUGUCAUCAGUAGGUUGCACUUCCUAGCUGGAGGUUUUAUCAAAGGACUUUCCUUUAUUUUGUCCUACUUUUUAAUUAUUUAAAAGAGGAGAACCCUAAGGAUUGUAAAACUUUCUUCUUUCUGUGAUCAGAUAGUGAGAAUAUCCCCGACUUACUCUAGAUCUUAUGCAGUGUUCUCAUGUACAAGAUGACUGAUUUUACUUCUCAUAAUUUGUGCACAAGAGAGAGAAACUUCUCCUUAUUUUAACCCAGGGAACAAGUGUCAGGGAAAGAUAAUACAGAAGUACAUUGCUGUUGUCAAACCAUUGCUGACAUAAACCUUAUACACAGCCACCCUCUCCCCACAUGGAGACUUGUACAUGCUGCAAACUAGCAAAGCAUCAGCAGAAAGUCAAACACCUGCAGCUAUUUCAUAUUCCAUAUUCUGAUCCUGCUCUUGCUUUCAUUUACCCUGAAAGAGUGGACAGGAGAGCACACGCGUGCACGUGUAAAUACACGAGUAGAUCCCAAUCUCUCUCUUACUUCUGUACAACUCUGUGUCAUAAAUUCUGCUUCAUCUCCCUGCACAGGAGCUGUGGGGCAGAAGUGUGUGCCCAUUGCACUGCAAAUACAGGCGUCGAUCAGGAGCGUGCACUGUGGAGAAGGGAGGACUAUUUCCACUGCGGUGCUGGUGAAGCUGCUGGCUUGGGGCAGGGGUCAGGGCUGCUGUAUGGAGCCAGGUCAGGGUUGUGUUUGGUUAACACCAUCAGCAUAGAUGUUUUCCUAGAUCAGUUGUGGAGCCUGAUCUUUUCCAGCUUGCAUCAGGCAGGGAUUUAUUUUGUGUUGACUUGGAGGAUGUUGUUCCAAGCCCCUCAUUAGAAAAGCAGAGGGGAGAAUUGAGAUGCUUCCACCUUGCUUUGCACGGAGAAGGUAUUUGGGCUGCAUUUUGCUAUGAUUUGUCUGAAUUGAGCUAGGCCAGGUGAGGGCUCUUGGAGCAGUACCUGAACUGGGAAUAGGUGUGGAAGCAACAGGGCUUUGUGUAGUCCCUAAAAGCAGCUUUCCCCAUGGUCAGACAAGCUGGUGCUCUCCUGGAUUCUCACUGCCUGAUGGUAACACCUCCCAAAAUCCCUUGUACUGCCCUGUUGGGGCUGAAGUCUGUCCUCAGAAGAAGCUAUAGUGUUGAUAGAUUUAACAGAAGUGUACUGCUCUUUAUAACAAUGCAUUUUUCACACGGGUCUCUAGUCUCCUGCUCAUCUUGCUUUAAACCUUUCGUCCUUCUUUAGUUGUAAUUAGUGGGGCAAAAACCCCAAACCUUUGUGCAUGCUUUUGAUUUGAAGUGGCACUUGGGCCCAUUUAAUGGUGCAGUGCUGCAUGUGGACACUGGAGGGCAAAGCAGCUGCAUUCAUGGCUGCAUAGUGCUGGGAGAGAAGCAGCACUGAUGUGUGUGGGGUGGCUUUCUGCUGAGCUUGCAGCUUUCUUCUUCCUUCCUCCCCAGCAGUGCAGGGGAUGGGCGUGCUUCGAAACCUGUUGUGAUCCUCGAGGGUAAAGCUACAUGGAAAUCAUGCUCUCAGGUUUAGUUACCUGAAUGGGACUGGUGGAUUCAUUUAGGGAAAUAGAGGAGGAAGGGAGGGAGAUGGAGGGUGGUUAGGUUAUCUGCAGGCUGGACUGGCUGAAUAAUAAUGGUGAGCAAAGCAGUUGUGGCUGGUAAACCCACUUGGUUUCUGCACCACUGGUGGGAGUGUGGGGAUGGCCCUGGUCGUGUAGGGGAUGGCCCUGGCCAGCUCCUAGUGACAGCAUGCUGUUACAGGGCAGGAUUUUGGGGGAUUGCCCCACCACUCCUGCCUGGGAAUGGCUUUGGUUUGCUGACGAUGUUUCAAGUUAGACUGAGCUGUUCAUUUCCUUUCACUUUCUGCCAACAGUGGAGUUAGCUGCACCGAGUGUUCAUACAGGGAUGUGCAGCAAGAUACACUGCAGCUCUUCCCAUUGCUUUAUGCCUUGCUGGAGCUUGGCCUUCCUGCCAGGAGUGUAAUUUUGGAGGCCACAUAGACACUGGGGAUGUCUGGGUAAGGCAAUGCGGGAUGCUCACAUAGUUUUCCAGCUGCAGAGCUGGAGCUUGGGCCUUGCAUGGUAGUUUUGCUCUCUGUAGUAGGCUCCAUAGCUGGAGCUGUUCCUCCUCUUGGGGCAGCAGAGCAGCAAGGAUGAACUCCAAGCAUCCAUGGUGGCCAUCUAGCAAAGUGGAUCGGACACUGGUGCGCUCCGCAGCGCUGAUGGACGCUGUGGUCGAGCACUGGGUGAAUUCAGAUGGGAAUUUGCUUCUCUGAGCCUUGGCUGUAGGCAGAAUGAGCUUGCAGCUCAGCUGCAUUCUCAGCGUGUGACCUGCAGUGAAACAUUGACACCUAGUUGUGGUGCGAGGUGUUACAUCCUGUACCCACCUCCACGUGCUAUUUAGGUCUUUGUGGUGAAUGGGCUCAGGGGGUUGCUGAUGCUGACCUGGAGGGGUCUUUGUGUGCCUCACAAAGCCGUGAAUCCCACAGCAUCAGCCAGCACUUGGUGCCAGAUUGGGGACCGCCAGUGUCAGAGACGUCCAGGUGUGUUCUGAUGGUGAUGCACGUCCCCUGUCUCUUCUUCCUCCUCCUCCUCUUCCUCCUCUGACCGCUCAGUUCUAUAGGAGGAAGGCAGAGCCCUGUGGAACCAUCCCUCCACCUCAUCCAGACCUCCCUGCCUUGCAGAAAGCAUCGUGUGAAGGCUCCCGUGGUUCUGCCCUCUGUACCCACCCCCAGCUGCAUUCUGUGCUCCCGUAGUAGUUGUGUGCUCCUAUUCUCCAGACCUGACCUGGGCGUUCCUCCAUCUGCUUCUUUCUCUGUGCAUCGUUCUCUCGGUUCAUGUUUUAGCUACACAUGUAGAGUUGCCUUUCUUUGACAGAAUGUCCGAAUGUGAUAUAUUGUAUAUUUUAAAGUAUUUACCCUAUUUAUAUACUAUAUGUUACUGUUAAAUAAAUAUAAGUUCCAUUA
Molecule: messenger RNA, 5726 nt
Organism: Numida meleagris (helmeted guineafowl)
Lineage: Eukaryota; Metazoa; Chordata; Aves; Galliformes; Numididae
Gene: CDS2
Product: CDP-diacylglycerol synthase 2
Exons: 13
Coding region: 140-1480 (446 amino acids)
Cellular component (GO): endoplasmic reticulum membrane
Molecular function (GO): phosphatidate cytidylyltransferase activity
Source: RefSeq, a predicted model, not a curated record